AUGCAUGAUGCUGCAAGCAAGUUCAGUGAUGAACAAUUUCUGUUGAAGCUGGCCUACCUCAGCGAUAUGUUUGGCAAGCUGAAUGAGUUAAAUCUUCAGCUCCAAGGCAAGGAUAAGCACAUACCCCAACUGGCAGACAAAAUCACUGCGUUCUCCCGAAAGCUCGAGGGAUGGGGCAGGCGCCUCGACCAACAAAAUAUUGAUGCCUUUGAGAACCUGGGUGAGGUUGCUGAAAAAACCGAAUCUGGUGCCACCACAGUGAUCCCCUGCAUCAAGCAACACAUCUCCUGCCUGAGAGAAAUGUUUCACAAAUACUUCCCCAUCAACAGUGCUCAGUACAACUGGGUUAUGGAUCCAUUCAAUGCAGCAGCACCUGCUGAUUUCAUGUCUGCUGAGGAGGACCAGUUUAUUGAACUGACAUCUGACUCCAUCCUGAGGCUGAGGUUCACCACUCUUUCUCAAUUCUGGUUUGGAGUGGAGAAUGAGUAUGCACUCAUCGGGCAGAGAGCUGUGUCCAUUCUUCUCCCCUUUGCCACAUCUUAUCUGUGUGAGAUAGGCUUUUCAGCUGUUGCUUCACUCAAAACAAAGUACAGGUCUCAGCUGAACAUUGAGCAUGACUUAAGUGUGGCAGUGUCAAGCCUGCAACCCCGAUUUGAAAAGCUGUGCAGUGCAAAGCAGGCUCAUUGUAGCCACUAA
Molecule: messenger RNA, 696 nt
Organism: Nerophis lumbriciformis (worm pipefish)
Lineage: Eukaryota; Metazoa; Chordata; Actinopteri; Syngnathiformes; Syngnathidae
Source: RefSeq, a predicted model, not a curated record